This is a messenger RNA of Vicia faba (fava bean), 351 nucleotides long. Lineage: Eukaryota; Viridiplantae; Streptophyta; Magnoliopsida; Fabales; Fabaceae. The record is from the annotation of a GenBank genome assembly.
AUGGGCUUAAGCAUGGGGUUUUUGACCCAGGGCCGACUGAUAACUUCUCCUCCGCGACUCACGGCGGCGGCCAAAACCUCCUUUUCUGAUCGAAUCCGUGACAGAGCCCAAACAUCCGAUCGACUUCUCUCUCCGCCAAAUCUCCAACGAUCUUUUCCAUUUCGUCUCAUCACCUUCGUUCGCGAUUUCGACGAUUCCAUUUACCUUAUCUUUGAUUCAUCUUUGCGAUUCGCCGAGGUUUACGAAGUAGAAGCGUUUAUUGGUGUUGUUGUUGUUGAAGGCUGCGAUGAAGAUGAUGCAGAUCGAGGCAGAAGCUACAUGAGGAUUGUUGCAGGUUUGGAAGAUGAUUGA